Messenger RNA from Apis mellifera (honey bee), 1185 nucleotides. RefSeq lists its product as uncharacterized. The record is from RefSeq and is a predicted model, not a curated record. NCBI's taxonomy places the organism in Eukaryota, Metazoa, Arthropoda, Insecta, Hymenoptera, Apidae. The transcript has 4 exons. Gene Ontology annotation, cellular component: chitin-based extracellular matrix. Gene Ontology annotation, molecular function: structural constituent of chitin-based larval cuticle. The coding region runs from base 114 to 1097 and encodes 327 amino acids.
GUACUAUAUAUAAUUUUAUAUAUGAUCUCAAUAAAGAAAAAUAGAAUGAAAAAGAAUGAAAUAAUAGCACGCUGAUAUAAUUCUACUUCAAUUUUACAAUUAUUGUAAUAAUUAUGUUUUUGUGGAUAUUAAACUAUUUGAAUUUAUUAACGGUAUUUACUUUAUGCUUAUCAACCAGUGGAUUACAAGCAGAGAAAAGUGGUUGGAAUUUUGAUCCAAAUACACAAUAUCACAUUCAAACAGAUGAAGGACCUGAAAGGUAUUUUCGUUUUCAAACAUUAAAUGGACAAUAUAGAAAAGAAAAAAGAUUAGUUGAUGGAACAGUUAUUGGUACAGAAGGCUGGUUAGAUCCUCUUGGAUAUUUACGACUUAAAGACUAUAUAGCAGAUAACAAUGGAUUUCGAAUUUUAAGAUCAAAAAUGGUAUAUGUGGGUAAUAAUAGACCUAUUUAUGAUGCGGUAACAGAAGUGAAAAAAGUACCUACUCAAACUGGAAUUCUUGUAAAACCAAGACGUCCACCAAAUCCUUUCAGAUCAAAAACAGAGAAUGUUGUUCCAGUUUUUGAUAAUGAUAUCAAUUCUGAAUAUUAUGUCAGCACAACUGCCAAACCUCAAGCUAAAUCUCCUACAUUUACUUCUAAUGAUUAUUAUUACAAUACCAAUCCAACAAGUUUGUCUUCGGGAUUACGCAAUUUAAAUAAUUACUCUCAAUCUCAAAAUUAUAAUAUUCUUCGCCAUUCAAAAAUGCCAAUUAAUCAACCCCAUUUCCAAUUAUCAACAAUUCAUACAAGCAGUACGUCACAAAAUAAUCCAACAGAAUUUCCUGAAUUUGAUGGAACAUAUAAUGUUGCUAAUGGAUUUCAAUAUUAUUUGAGAAGACAAUAUCAUGAAGAAGAACAAGAUUCAACUGGAAGUAAUGUUGGUUCUUUUGGUUAUAUCGAUCCAUUUGGUAUUAGAAGAGUAAUUUAUUAUAAAACUGAUCCGCAAAGUGGUAGUUUUUAUCAUAAAAAAAAUAAUAAAUAUGUCGGAUUUGCGUCAACUCCUUAUGAUCUGUCACUGCCUAAUUUGUACAGGCGUAAUUUAAGAUCUGUAAAUUAAUACAUUUUUUCUCAAUUCAUUUUAUGAUAAAUUUGGAAUUUUUGUUUCAUAUAAUUGGAUUAAUUAUUAUUUGUAACUGAAAUCUAUU